UCAGAAAUGAACGAGGAGCGCCUGAACGCAACAUAAAUACUAAUGCGCAGUUCAGGGACCACUCACUACUGCCUGUUGUUGUUUAUCAAACACUUGUGACAGAGAUGUCUACUGCAAUGAGUCUGCGUCUUCUCCACUGCUACUCAAAGCCAGGCACUUAUGGAUAUGGUCUUGGUGUCAUUCGCCCAUUCAGUCUCAGUGUGCAGAGAGAGGGCUUCAAGUAUGUAAAUGCUCAGGAGCUGUCAACAGACCUGAGGUCCGUCACUGACCGGGCUGCCACAACCCUCCUCUGGACCGAGCUCUUUAGAGGUUUGGCGAUGACCAUGAGUUACCUGUUCCGUGAACCUGCCACCAUCAACUACCCGUUUGAGAAGGGCCCUCUGUCACCACGCUUCCGUGGAGAGCACGCCCUCCGCCGCUACCCUAACGGAGAGGAGCGCUGCAUUGCCUGUAAGCUGUGUGAGGCCAUCUGUCCUGCUCAGGCCAUCACCAUUGAAGCUGAGACUCGAGCCGACGGCAGCAGGAGAACUACACGCUAUGACAUCGAUAUGACCAAAUGUAUCUACUGCGGCUUCUGCCAGGAAGCCUGUCCCGUUGAUGCCAUUGUUGAGGGACCAAACUUUGAGUACGCCACUGAGACCCACGAGGAGCUGCUGUACAACAAAGAGAAACUGCUCAACAAUGGAGACCGAUGGGAAGCUGAGAUAGCAGCCAACAUACAGGCAGACUACCUGUACAGAUAAAUCUGUACACAAGAUGUGUCAUACAUGAAAAUGAUAAAGUCCUCCAAUGCAGUAAAGAGAUUAUUUGUAGCUUUAAAGAUAUUCCAUGGAGUAACAAAUGAGCAGUGAAGCCUUGCAGCCUCAGAUUCUGUUGUCAGAACUGAGAAAAAAAAAUAUAUACGCACAAAUCAUACGUCUUGUGUUAUAAAGACAGAUGAAAUUAUACUUUAUGAUGUUUACCUUAUAGUCUGUAACCCAUGUAGCCUAUGCACAGUCUGUGAUGGACUAUUUUCUGCUGCACUUUAAAAGCAUUUUUUUUAAUCAGAUGUGAUUGCUAGCUAACAUUUCUGAAAGAGUAUAUUUAUGCAAUGUAAUUUAAGAGACUGAAAUAAAUCAUGUUUUAAAACUUUAA
Sebastes umbrosus (honeycomb rockfish) is the source of this 1134-nucleotide messenger RNA. RefSeq names its product NADH:ubiquinone oxidoreductase core subunit S8b (gene ndufs8b). Lineage: Eukaryota; Metazoa; Chordata; Actinopteri; Perciformes; Sebastidae. The transcript is spliced from 7 exons. Gene Ontology annotation, cellular component: membrane. Gene Ontology annotation, biological process: mitochondrial respiratory chain complex I assembly; mitochondrial electron transport, NADH to ubiquinone. The record is from RefSeq and is a predicted model, not a curated record. Gene Ontology annotation, molecular function: 4 iron, 4 sulfur cluster binding; NADH dehydrogenase activity. The coding region runs from base 105 to 743 and encodes 212 amino acids.